Molecule: messenger RNA, 543 nt
Organism: Erythranthe guttata (spotted monkey flower)
Lineage: Eukaryota; Viridiplantae; Streptophyta; Magnoliopsida; Lamiales; Phrymaceae
Source: RefSeq, a predicted model, not a curated record
AUGUCUUUUUGGGUUCAUGUUCUUAGUGAGGAGCUGGUGAAACUUGGAAUGGUGUUAUUGAAGCAUUUAAAUGUAGAUUUAGUGGACACUAUUGUGUUACUAUUGAGCAAAUUGAAAUUUGGGAAUCUUUCUCAAUAUGGUAUCCAAACGCCAAACAAAGGACCCUUUUAUCUCAAAAGAGCAACCGGAAGAUCUCCCGUUAUCGACGUCGGCACUAUUGCCAAAAUCCGAGCACGAGAAAUCGAUGUUUUGCCCUCAAUCGAGAAUGUGCAUGGAGAUAAUGUUAGCUUUACGAACGGUGUAACGGAAAGUUACGAUGCCAUUGUUUUUGCAACCGGCUACAAGAGCACUGUCAGAAAAUGGCUCAAGGAUGAUGGAGGGCUUUUUGGGGAAAAUGGAAUGCCAAAGAAGAGAAACCCGAAUCAUUGGAAAGGAGAAAACGGUCUUUACUGUGCUGGAUUUGCGAGGGCUGGAUUGUUUGGGAUUUCGAACGAUGCCAAAGCUAUAUCGCAAGAUAUAAGUGCGCUCCUUAAGUCAUCGUAA